AUGUCGACUGACAAGAUCACUUUUCUCACCAACUGGCACGCCACCCCGUACCAUGCCCCCCUCUACCUCGCUCAUUCCAAGGGAUACUUCAAGGACGAGGGCCUGAAAGUCGCCAUCCUCGAGCCGAACGACCCCUCCGAUGUGACGGAAAUCAUUGGCAGCGGCAAGGUCGACAUGGGCUUCAAGGCCAUGAUCCACACGCUGGCCGCCAAAGCGCGCAAGUUCCCCGUUACCUCGAUCGGAUCGCUUCUCGACGAGCCGUUCACCGGUGUUGUGUACCUCAAGGACAGCGGCAUUACGUCCGACUUUCGCUCGCUCAAGGGCAAGCGGAUCGGCUAUGUUGGAGAGUUUGGCAAGAUUCAAAUCGACGAGCUCACCAAGUACUACGGCAUGACGGCCGACGACUACACGGCCGUGCGCUGCGGCAUGAACGUCACCAAGGCGAUCAUCCGGGGCGAGAUCGACGCCGGCAUCGGCCUCGAGAACGUGCAGAUGGUCGAGCUGGAGGAGUGGCUGGCGUCGCAGGACCGGCCGCGCGACGACGUGCAGAUGCUGCGCAUCGACCAGCUCGCGGAGCUGGGCUGCUGCUGCUUCUGCUCGAUCCUGUACAUCGCCAACGACAGCUUCCUGUCGGCGAACCGCGAGAAAGUGCAGAAGUUCCUGCGCGCCGUCAAGCGCGCGACCGACUACGUGCUCGCGGAGCCGCAGAAGGCGUACGAGGAGUACGUCGACGUCAAGCCCGCCAUGGGCACGUCUGUCAACCGCAAGAUCUUCGAGCGCUCCUUCGCCUACUUCAGCCGCGACUUGAAGAACGUUCGCCGCGACUGGGACAAGGUCACCAACUACGGCAAGCGUCUCGGUAUCCUGGACGAGGGCUUCGUCCCCAACUACACCAACGAGUACCUGACCUGGCAGCUCGACGCCGAGUCGACCGACCCGCUGGGCGACCAGAAGCGCAUGGCGGAGCUGCAGAAGCAGGUCGCGAAGGAGGGAGGCUUCCGGCGGUUGCAGGUUGCUACUGAGGCGUGA
Messenger RNA from Rasamsonia emersonii CBS 393.64, 1029 nucleotides. RefSeq names its product Thiamine biosynthesis protein (Nmt1). The record is from RefSeq and is a predicted model, not a curated record. Bases 1 to 1029 code for a protein of 342 amino acids. Lineage: Eukaryota; Fungi; Ascomycota; Eurotiomycetes; Eurotiales; Trichocomaceae. The transcript has 4 exons. Gene Ontology annotation, biological process: thiamine biosynthetic process.